This is a messenger RNA of Closterium sp. NIES-67, 255 nucleotides long. Lineage: Eukaryota; Viridiplantae; Streptophyta; Zygnematophyceae; Desmidiales; Closteriaceae. The record is from the annotation of a GenBank genome assembly.
GAGAUAGAGGUAAAAAAUGGGAAGGCAGAGGUAUAGAGAGGUAGAGGUAGAGAGAGAGAGAGAGAGAGAGAGAGAGAGAGAGAGAGAGAGGAGAGAGAGAGAGAGAGAGAGAGAGAGAGAGAGAGAGAGAGAAAGAGGGAGAGAGGGAGUGAGUGAGAGAGAGAGAGAGCGAGAGAGAGAGAGAGAGAGAGUGAGAGAGAGAAAGAGAGAGAGAGAGAGAGAGAGAGAGUGAGAGAGAGAAAGAGAGAGAGAGAG